This is a messenger RNA of Cryptococcus amylolentus CBS 6039, 1167 nucleotides long. RefSeq lists its product as hypothetical. Lineage: Eukaryota; Fungi; Basidiomycota; Tremellomycetes; Tremellales; Cryptococcaceae. The record is from RefSeq and is a predicted model, not a curated record. The transcript has 11 exons. The coding region runs from base 1 to 1167 and encodes 388 amino acids.
AUGUCUGCCAAUGCCACUGUGCUCGAGGAGACCGCCAGAGCCCUCAUCGAGCCCCGGAAGGGCGCUUUUUUGGGAUUCCUCUUCUCUGGAUUCAUGGCAGACACUAUCCUCUUGGGUGUCAUGAUGCACCAGACCCAACACUUUUUCCGCUAUGGACGUAAAGAAUUCUCUCACUGGGUCUCGGUGGACACCCUAAUCCUCAUGAUCUUCCAUCUCGCCAUCACCUUCUACACAUGGUCAUACCUGCUCGACAUAUUUGCCUACAAGUUCGGGGAAUAUUCUUCGUUGACGGCGAAGCAUUGGAUUGGCUAUUACAAUGUCAUGGACGCCGUGCCCAUCGCAUUGUCACAUUUCGCCUACAACGCCUACAAAUUCAACAGCAGAAACAAGUUUAUACCCAUCCUCACUGGCUCCUUCAUUUUGAUAUCAGCAGGUGCUUCCUUUGCCAGUUCAACAUUCUUUUUGAGACAGGAAACUGCUCUCGAUCCCCUUAGUACCAAUAUGCAGAUCGCCUCCUGGAUCUGGAUUGCCGGCGCCCUGACUGCAGACACCAUCAUCGCCAGUGGAAUCAUGUACGCGCUCCUGUUUGACAAAGUCAGUUCGCCCACCUUCACCGGGCGUCUCGCCCUUCUCCGAAGACUGGCACAUCUGACUAGGGAGUGUCAGCUACCACCUUUGGUCUUGCACUUGGCUGUGCUGAUCAUCUACCGCGGUCGCUUCAGCAAUCUGGCAUUCUUCUUCAUACAGCGUUUCAUGUCCAAGAUCUAUCCCGUGACGAGACUGUGGGUCAUCAACGCGCGAUACAACCUCCGCGCUUCUCGCAACAUUGGACACUCCACCGACGGAGAGGGAACGAGCCAAUCGCAAUCUUUCAGUAUGAACAAGUUGCCUGAAAGGACCGUCAUUCACGUCCAAACGGAGACCUACGAUGACAAGGACCUCAACUCCCAAAAGACUUUGGUCCCUGCUGCCGGGCCGCCUCAUAUCCAGCUCUCAUCCCCAAGACACAAGACCCUCCGUGGCCACCACCCCGAAUCCCUAUCCUCCAAUGAAUCUGAAGAGUACACAGAUUCGACAUACAAAGAACCGGUGGAUGGCAGGAAUGGGAGUGUGGUGGGGCUGGGCGGUGACGGGGAUAGUCGGAGGGGGUUGACUUUGAGGAAUUGA